Molecule: messenger RNA, 1243 nt
Organism: Musa acuminata AAA Group (dessert banana)
Lineage: Eukaryota; Viridiplantae; Streptophyta; Magnoliopsida; Zingiberales; Musaceae
Product: allene oxide cyclase, chloroplastic-like
Exons: 3
Coding region: 16-954 (312 amino acids)
Biological process (GO): jasmonic acid biosynthetic process
Molecular function (GO): allene-oxide cyclase activity
Source: RefSeq, a predicted model, not a curated record
GGAGUCUCCUCAAACAUGGAGAAAUGCAUGUCAGCUCAUGCUUUUAUCACCAACUCCCACGUGCGUGAUCACGGGCUUCAUCGGCUAUGGUCACCCGUGCUAAAAUUGUACCACUUUGACGCCCUUCUUCCAGGAUCUAAAGCGCGAGCUGCCGCCACCACCACCACCGCCACCUCCUCCGUUCCACUCGCCAUGGCGUCAUCGUCCUCAUCCCUCGGAGCCGUCUCCUCCUUCAACCUCCAAACCUCAUCCAAAACUCCGCAGGCUUUGGCAUCCUCGUUGAUCCCACUGAGCCCAAAUCCCUUCCGUCCUAAAACUAAACUCCCCAAACUGGCUGCAUCACCCUGCAGACGACAAUUUUGUUUUCCAAGAAGAAGCAUCGAUGCUUCCCUCUUCCCCGCCAAGAAGCCCACGACCGAUUCUAGGCCAACUAAGGUGCAGGAGCUGAGCGUGUACGAGAUCAACGAGCGGGACCGCGGCAGCCCCGUCUACCUCCGCCUGAGCCAGAAGGAGGUCAAUUGCCUCGGCGAUCUCGUCCCCUUUAGCAACAAGUUGUACUCCGGGAACCUGGAGAAGCGGUUGGGAAUCACGGCGGGGAUCUGCGUGCUGAUCCAGCACGUGCCGGAGCGGGGUGGCGACCGCUACGAGGCCAUCUACAGCUUCUACUUCGGCGACUACGGCCACAUCUCGGUGCAGGGGAUGUACCUGACCUACGAGGAGUCCUACCUGGCCGUGACCGGCGGCUCCGGCGUGUUCGAAGGCGCCUACGGCCAGGUCAAGCUGCAGCAAAUCGUCUUCCCCUUCAAGCUCUUCCACACCUUCUACCUCAAGGGGAUCCCCGACCUGCCCAAGGAGCUGCUCGGCACGCCAGUGCCGCCCUCACCCGUCGUCGAGCCCACGCCAGCCGCCAAGGCUGCCGAGCCCCACGCCGCCGUCAAGAACUACACCAAGUGAUCGGGAUCGGGUCAAUGCCUGUCGGCGGGUAGCAAAUAAUGGAGUCGAAUCCUUUUACUUCGGGGUGACGUGAGUGCGUUGGAACGCGCGUCGUAAGUCGUAACCCGGCCUUUGAUUGGGUAUUGGAAUUACCUGCUUCGGUUGUGGCUGGGUCGUAGUGGAGAUCUCCGUGUGAGCUGUUCCAACUCUAUGACGUGUUUUUGUUUUCUGUUUUAUUUUGUUUUGUUUACUUGAUGAACAUGCAAUCAUUUCAAAGAAAAUGAGUUUGUUAUUAUGAUUAAAUAUUAAA